Cotesia congregata is the source of this 297-nucleotide messenger RNA. The record is from the annotation of a GenBank genome assembly. Lineage: Eukaryota; Metazoa; Arthropoda; Insecta; Hymenoptera; Braconidae.
AUGGUUAGACGACAUUUAUCGGAGGUGGAAGUUGCUCGGUUAGUGACUCUUAUUGACGAAGGUUACAGUCAACAUGCAGUUACCAUCCGGAUGGGUGAUAUUAAUUUUGAUUCACCUCGGGGUGGUAUCAGUCUUGUAACCGAAAAAGGUCGAGAGACGUCGAGUCGUUUGAUGAUACAAAAUGCGGUGCCAGCAGAUUCAGGUUUAUAUACAUGCAAACCAAGCAAUGCAAAUCCUGGUAGCAUACGAGUGCAUGUGGUAAAAGUGGAAUUUAGUAUUGAUAAUUUUAAAUAUUAA